Molecule: messenger RNA, 1353 nt
Organism: Centropristis striata (black sea bass)
Lineage: Eukaryota; Metazoa; Chordata; Actinopteri; Perciformes; Serranidae
Exons: 6
Coding region: 141-1142 (333 amino acids)
Biological process (GO): response to bacterium
Source: RefSeq, a predicted model, not a curated record
AUUUGACAUAUGUGUAGGCUGUUGCCAAACCACAAAAACAAACCCCUUUCUUACUUUAGGACAUCUGAUUGGCCAGACUUCUCUGUGAAGAGUGGAGAACAUACAGACAUGCAUUCAUUCAUCAUAGCAUUUGAAGCACGAUGACACCUCCAAUCUUUGCUUUGUAUUUCACAUGUCUGUUUGUGGCGAAUAUCGCUCAUGUGAAGACUUUAAAAGAAUCAUCAUUAUAUUUUCAAUCAGCUAAUGUUGGAGAAAAUGUGACUUUGCCAUGCUCCUGUGAAGAAAAGUCAGCAGUGAUGUUUUACUGGCAUAAGCAAACUCUGGGACAGAAACCAAAGCUGAUUUCCACAUUCUAUAGGCAUAAUAAUAACGAUGCCUUUCAUGAUGAAUUUAACAACAAUCAGCGUUUCUCACUGAAUACUGAAAACCUUAAGUUUGACUUAGAAAUUUCAGAUCUGCAAAUUUCAGACUCAGCUACUUACUACUGUGUAGGGAGCAAUUUGUAUGACUUUGAGUUUUGCAAUGGCACAACUGUCAGUGUAGAGGGUUCAGGUUUCAACGUCCCAGUUUUGGUCCAUCAGUCAGUGUCCAGCCAGCCAGGAGGCUCUGUGACUCUGAACUGUACAGUCCACACUGGGACCUGUGAUGGAGAACACAGUGUUUACUGGUUCAAGAGCUCUGAAGACUCUCAUCCAGGACUCAUUUACACCCAUGGAGGCAGGAAUGAUCAGUGUGAGAGGAACACACAGUCACACAGCUGUGUCUACAACCUGCCAAUGAAGAGCCUGAAUCCUUCUAAUAAUGGGACCUACUACUGUGCUGUUGCAUCAUGUGGACACAUACUGUUUGGAAAUGAGACCAAGCAGGAGUUUGAGGAUGAGGUGGACCCUUCUGUCUUGGUGUAUUUCUUGAGUGGAGCUUUGACAUUCAUGACGAUCCUGGUUGUUUUACUGGCUCUCUCAGUGUACAAGGUGAACCAAAGACACUCCCAGUGUACAGCGACUUCAAAUCCGAAUACAGCAUUAUUUGAAGACGCAGACAACCUUCACUACGCUGCCUUAAGGGGUCAUAACAGCAACAGACCAAGAAGACAGAGAGACAGCACCGACACUGAAUGUGUGUACUCGAGUGUAAAGCAGUAGAGCUGGACAUGUUUCUGUGCUUUGUUUCUUCGUACCAAGAUAUAUGUUUAAAAAAAUAGAAUUUUCAAGAAAUGUAACAAAUAUAAAGGCUUUUCUUGCAAUUAACUUCGCUGCUCCAGUUCGUUUCCAGUCUGUUUCUUAUUGUACCAUUUGCCGGUUGGGUUAGCUACUCUGACAGUUCCCACCCUUCUAUCCAGCCCUGCAUCAUUGA